CGUCACGUGGGGCGGGCGGAAGCGCCGGGCCGGGUGGGCGCGCCCCGCCUCAGCCCCGAGUUGGCGGCUGCGGCGCGAGUCUGGAGGCGACGGGACGCGGGGGUCCCCGCGCGGAGUGUCGGCUGCGAAUAGCUUCCCCCAGGCCAGAUGAGGAGCCCGCUGGAGUGAGUGUGGCUGCAGGAGGGCCAGCAUCCUGAGCAGUGGCUGGUCUGGACAGGCCCCCGGAGGCUGGCCCUGCCGGUGGGAGCCAUGGCCGAGGCUGGGGAUGCCGCGCUGUCGGUGGCCGAGUGGCUGCGGGCACUGCACCUGGAGCAGUACACAGGGCUCUUUGAGCAGCAUGGGCUGGUGUGGGCCUCCGAGUGCCAGGGCCUCAGUGACGCCCGCCUGCUCAACAUGGGCGUGCAGCUCCCUGGGCACCGCCGCCGUGUCCUGGCUGGACUGCUCCGAGCCCAUGCCGCCCCGGCCCCUGCGCCCAGGCCCUCCUCGAGGCCCGUGCCCAUGAAGCGCCAUGUCUUCCGUUCUCCACCCACCUCUGCCACCACACCGCAAAUGCCCUCCACAGUGGGUGAGGCCGAGGGACUCCUCCCUGCACCCCCCAUCCCACCUCGGAGGAGCUGCCUUCCACCCACCUGCUUCUCUGCCCUAACCACGACCACCUCGGAACCCAUGCUGCCCCCGCUACCUGCCAAGCGGCACCUGGCAGAAUCCAGCCUCCCUCCUGUGCCUCCUCGAACAGCACCCCCUCGACUGCUGGUGAGCCUUCCCUCCAAGGAAGAGGAGUUGCUGUCACUGCCACUGUCAUCCCCUCCCCAGCCAGCAGAGCCCCCAUCUCCACCUCCCAGCCCCCCGAAGGUCCCCCCAAAGCCUGUCCGCCAAGUCCCAGAGUUCGAUGACUCAGACUACGAUGAGGCCCCCAAGGAGAGGCUGGGGCUCCCAGCCGGCGUGAUGACCAAGAAGGAGGAGCUCUCGGCAAGCCUAGUUCCACGGGCAGUGCGUGUGGCCAGCCUGCUGAGCGAGGGAGAGGAGCUGUCUGGGGAUGACCAAGGAGACGAGGAUGAGAGUGACCCUGCCUAUGAGGGCGUCCCCAAUGGUGGAUGGCACACCAGCAGCCUGAGCUCAUCCCUGCCCAGCAGCCUCCGAACCCCUGAGCUCCUGCCAUACCCCAUGGAUGGGCUGGCUGGGGGGCCCCGCCCCGCUGCCCCAGUCAUCAAGGCCGGCUGGCUGGAUAAGAACCCACCACAGGGGUCCUACAUCUAUCAGAAGCGCUGGGUGAGACUGGACUCCGAUUACCUGCGCUAUUUUGAUAGCAACAAGGACGCAUACUCCAAGCGCUUUGUCUCUGUGGCCUGCAUCUCUCGCGUGGCUGCCAUUGGGGAUCAGAAGUUUGAAGUCAUCACCAACAACCGGACUUUUGCUUUCCGAGCAGAGAGCGAUGCAGAGCGAAGAGAGUGGAUCCAGGCCCUGCAGCAGGCGGUGGCUGAGCAGCGUGCCCGGGCCCGGCUGUCUAGUGCUCACCCACUGGGCAUUUGUGGCCCCGAGCUGCCUGACCGCUCUGGCAGCCUGGAGCUGCGUGGCUUCAAGAACAAGCUGUACGUGGUCGUGGUCGGGGACAAAGUGCAGCUCUAUAAGAAUCUAGAGGAGUACCACCUGGGCGUGGGCAUCACCUUCAUAGACAUGAGUGUGGGCAACGUGAAGGUUGCAGCUGACCGGCGCAGUUUCGACCUCACCACCCCCUACCGCAUCUUCAGCUUCUCAGCUGAGUCAGAGCUGGAGAAGGACCAGUGGCUGGAGACCAUGCAGGAUGCCAUCGCCGAGGCCCUGUCCACUUUGGAGGUGGCUGAGCGCAUCUGGUCCUCGGCCCCUAACAGGUUCUGUGCAGACUGUGGGGCUGCCCAGCCUGACUGGGCUUCCAUCAACCUCUGUGUGGUCAUCUGCAAACGCUGCGCAGGGGAGCACCGAGGUCUGGGUGCCGCCAUCUCCAAGGUGCGGAGCUUGAAGAUGGACAGGAAAGUGUGGACAGAAACACUCAUUGAGCUCUUCUUGCAGCUGGGCAACGGUGCUGGGAAUCGCUUCUGGGCUGCCAACGUGCCCCCCAGUGAGGCCCUGCAGCCCGGCAGCAGCCCCGGUGCCCGGCGGCGCCACCUGGAGGCCAAGUACCGUGAGGGCAAGUACCGCCGCUACCACCUGCUCUUUGGCAACCAGGAAGAACUGGAUAAGGCUCUGUGUGCUGCGGUCACCACCACAGACUUGGCCGAGACCCAGGCACUCCUGGGCUGCGGGGCUGGGGUCAAUUGCUUCUCGGGGGACCCUGAAGCCCCCACACCCCUCGCCCUUGCCGAGCAGGCAGGGCAGAUGCUGCAGAUGGAGUUCCUCCGGAACAACCGAAGCACGGAGGUGCCUCGGCUAGACCCUGUGAAGCCUCUGGAAAAGCACUACUCAGUUAUCCUGCCCACAGUGAGCCACAGCGGCUUCCUCUACAAGACAGCAUCUGCAGGCAAGCUGCUGCAGGACCGCCGUGCCCGGGAAGAGUUCAGCCGACGCUGGUGUGUCCUUAGCGAUGGGGUACUGAGCUACUAUGAGAAUGAGCGAACAGUAACCCCCAACGGCGAGAUCCGGGCCAGCGAAAUUGUGUGCCUAGCAGUGCCUCCUCCUGAAACUCAUGGCUUUGAGCACACCUUUGAGGUGUACACAGAGGGGGAGCGGCUGUACCUAUUCGGGCUGGAGAGUGCGGAGCUGGCUCGUGAGUGGGUCAAGUGCAUUGCUAAGGCCUUUGUGCCUCCACUGGCUGAGGAUCUGCUGGCCCGGGACUUUGAGCGGCUGGGACGCCUACCCUACAAAGCUGGCCUGAGCCUGCAGUGCGCCCGGGAGGGCUGGUUCUCCCUCACUGGCUCAGAGCUCCGUGCUGUCUUCUCAGAGGGGCCCUGUGAGGAGCCACUGCAACUCCGGAAACUGCAGGAGCUUUCCAUCCAAGGAGACAGUGAGAACCAGGUGCUGGUGCUGGUGGAGCGCAGGAGGACGCUGUACAUCCAGGGGGAGCGCCGACUGGACUUCACAGGCUGGCUGGGGGCCAUCCAGAAAGCAGCAGCCAGCUCGGGGGACACGUUGUCGGAGCAGCAGCUGGGAGAUUCGGAUAUCCCGGUGAUCGUAUACCGCUGUGUGGACUACAUCACGCAGUGUGGCCUGACCUCCGAAGGCAUUUACCGGAAAUGUGGGCAGACAUCGAAAACUCAGCGGCUACUGGAGAGCCUGCGGCAGGACGCACGCUCUGUACGCCUCAAGGAGGGCGAACAGCACGUGGACGAUGUGUCCUCUGCGCUUAAGCGCUUCCUGCGAGAUCUGCCAGAUGGGCUCUUCACUCGAGCCCAGCGCCUAGCCUGGCUGGAGGCCUCAGAGGUCGAAGGUGAAGAGAAGGUGUCCAGGUACCGAGAGCUCCUCACACGACUGCCCCCGGUGAACCGGGCCACAGUGAAGGCCCUCAUCAGCCACCUGUACUGUGUCCAGUGCUUCUCAGACACCAACCAGAUGAACACACACAACUUGGCUAUUGUGUUCGGGCCCACGCUCUUCCAGACAGAUGGGCAAGACUACAAGGCUGGCCGUGUGGUAGAAGACCUCAUCAGUCACUACGUAGCGGUGUUCAGUGUAGACGAGGAGGAGCUGAGGAAGCAACGGGAGGAGAUCACUGCCAUUGUGAAGAUGCGCGUGGCUGGCACAGCCAGUGGCACCCAGCACGCUGGUGACUUCAUCUGCACAGUGUACCUGGAGGAGAAGAAGGCGGAGGCUGAGCAGCAUAUCAAGAUCCCAGCAUCCAUGACAGCCCAGGAGCUCACUUUGGAGAUCCUGGACCGCAGGAAUGUUGGCAUCCGAGAGAAGGACUACUGGACCUGCUUUGAGGUCAACGAGAGGGAGGAGGCAGAACGCCCCCUGCACUUUGCGGAGAAGGUGCUGCCCAUCCUGCACGGGCUGGGCGUAGACAGCUACCUUGUGGUGAAGAAGCAGCAGUCCAUGGAGGCCAUGUUGCUCUACUUGGCCAGCCACGUGGGUGACACCAAGCACGGUAUGAUGAAGUUCCGUGAGGACCGCAGCCUCCUGGGCCUGGGCCUACCCUCAGGUGGCUUUCACGACCGCUACUUCAUCCUCAACAGCAGCUGUCUGCGGCUCUACAAGGAGAUUCGGAGCCAGAGGCCGUGGAACGGGGCCCCUGACACCAGUCACCGGCCUGAGAAGGAGUGGCCCAUCAAGAGCCUCAAAGUCUACCUGGGGGUGAAGAAGAAACUGCGGCCGCCCACCUGCUGGGGCUUCACGGUAGUGCAUGAGACAGAGAAGCAUGAGAAACAGCAAUGGUACCUCUGCUGUGAGACACAGAUGGAGCUCCGGGAGUGGUUCGCCACCUUUCUUUUUGUGCAGCACAAUGGUAUGGUGUGGCCCUCGGAGCCCUCCCGUGUGUCCCGGACGGUGCCUGAUGUGUCUCGGCUGGGCAGCGUGUCGCUCAUUCCCCUGCGCGGCAAUGAGAACGAGAUGCGCCGGAGUGUGGCUGCCUUCACCUCGGACCCCCUCUCUCUCCUUCGCAACGUCUGAGCAUGGAGCCAGACCCAGUGCUGGGACUUCGCCUCCAGGAAGCCUUCCUGUUCAGACACCCUUAAGUGCUGUGUGCCUAGCAUGCCUGGUGUGAGCUACCAGGGAGACGGAAGGAAAGCAGCACCCCCACACCCCACGUUCUGACUGCAGCACGUAGCUCUGAGCCUGGGGGUGCAGGUGGCUGAGCCUGCCUGAGGAGAAAUGCCCCCACCUACUCUGUCCAGGUGCCCAGCACUCCCUCCAGGCCUGGCCUGCUCAUCCCCGGGACCCCUGCCUAAGGCUGCGGGGUUGGGGAGCAGGCAGAAAGUAGGGAGUCUGGAGGCCCCGGGCCUUGCAGAAGGGAGCCCUGGCCCUGGGCCUGGCCCAAACAACAGAACAGCUACAGGAAUGGCUGAGGGAGUCUGUGGCCAGGGGCUGGAGCUCUCCAAUAAGUUUCUGCAGUGCUGAGACCUGGACUGUGGGGGCUGCAGCCCCCUCUGGUCUGGACUGACUGGGAGGAGGCCCCUCUCUCUUCCUCCCACCUUACUUUGGGGACCUUUUGAUAAUAUAAAUACAUCUGUAUAUUUUAUCCUAA
Erinaceus europaeus (western European hedgehog) is the source of this 5152-nucleotide messenger RNA. It is a transcript of the gene ARAP1, whose product is annotated as ArfGAP with RhoGAP domain, ankyrin repeat and PH domain 1. Gene Ontology annotation, molecular function: phosphatidylinositol-3,4,5-trisphosphate binding; protein binding; GTPase activator activity. Bases 250 to 4578 code for a protein of 1442 amino acids. NCBI's taxonomy places the organism in Eukaryota, Metazoa, Chordata, Mammalia, Eulipotyphla, Erinaceidae. The transcript has 35 exons. The record is from RefSeq and is a predicted model, not a curated record. Gene Ontology annotation, biological process: positive regulation of GTPase activity; signal transduction. Gene Ontology annotation, cellular component: trans-Golgi network; plasma membrane; cytoplasmic vesicle.